Messenger RNA from Megalops cyprinoides (Indo-Pacific tarpon), 504 nucleotides. Its product is annotated as cadherin-6-like. The transcript has a single exon. Gene Ontology annotation, molecular function: cadherin binding; calcium ion binding. Lineage: Eukaryota; Metazoa; Chordata; Actinopteri; Elopiformes; Megalopidae. Gene Ontology annotation, cellular component: adherens junction; catenin complex. Gene Ontology annotation, biological process: calcium-dependent cell-cell adhesion; cell morphogenesis; homophilic cell-cell adhesion. The annotation marks the transcript as partial. The record is from RefSeq and is a predicted model, not a curated record.
AUUCCAGUGAUCGUGGUUCUGUUCGCCGCCCUGAGGAGGCAGAGGAAGAAGGAGCCGCUGAUCAUCUCCAAAGAGGACGUGCGGGACAACGUGGUGAGCUACAACGACGAGGGGGGCGGGGAGGAGGACACGCAGGCCUUCGACAUCGGCACGCUGCGCAACCCGCAGGCCGUGGACGGCAACAAGCAACGGCGCGACAUCAUCCCGGAGAUGCUGUUCCCGUGCCAACGCCCGUCGCCCGUCAGGGGCGGCGGCCACGACAUCAGAGACUUCAUCACGGGCCGCCUGGCGGAGAGCGAUGCUGACCCCUCGGCACCCCCCUACGAUUCGCUGGCCACCUACGCCUACGAGGGCAGUGGCUCGCUCGCCGACUCGCUCAGCUCACUGGAGUCGGGCGAGCCUGACGCCGACCACGACUACAAUUACCUCGGCAACUGGGGGCCCCACUUUAAAAAACUGGCCGACAUGUACAUAGCGAAGGACCCGCCCAGGGACGCGCCCUGA